Molecule: messenger RNA, 1973 nt
Organism: Thrips palmi
Lineage: Eukaryota; Metazoa; Arthropoda; Insecta; Thysanoptera; Thripidae
Product: synaptic vesicle glycoprotein 2C-like
Exons: 11
Coding region: 139-1767 (542 amino acids)
Biological process (GO): transmembrane transport
Cellular component (GO): membrane
Molecular function (GO): transmembrane transporter activity
Source: RefSeq, a predicted model, not a curated record
GGGCCGCGGAUGCGCGGUAGAAGCGAGGUGGCGCUGGGCGCGGCGGAGCGCAGUGGAAAGCGGAGUGGAAAGCGCGGUGGAAAGCACAGUGGAUAGCGCAGUGCGCCGCGAAGGGAGACGACGGAGACGGACACCACCAUGAAGAGGCCGAUCGACGUGAUCGCGGUCGGCGCCGACCAGGCGCACCCAAAAAAAGAGAAAAACGAACCCGAACCCCCGGCCACCUACGAGACAGCAAUCGUGGCAUGCGGCUUCGGCAAGUUCCACUACAUGCUGCUGCUGGGCCUGAUCCCCAUGUGCGCGGCGCAACUGUUCAGCUCGGGUUCCGUCGGGCUGGCCCUGCCGUCGGCGCAGUGCGACCUCCAGCUGGAGGACUUCCAGAAGGGCGCGCUGAACGGCGCCACCUACCUCGGCAACCUCAUGUCCGGCUUGGUGUGGGGCGGCGUGUCGGACGUCUUCGGCCGUCGCAACAUCAUCGUGCUGUGCUUCCUGGCGGACUUCCUCGUCAGCCUGGCCUGCGGCUUCGCCACGUCCUACGAGGUGCUGCUGGUGCUCAAGGUGCUGGCGGGAGUCAUCAUCGCGGGGCCCAACUCGGUGCUGUUCGCGUACCUGGCCGAGGUCAACGACAACGAGCACCGCAGCAUGUCCAUCAUGAUGAACGGCAUGGGGUUCGCCUUCGCGCAGAUCCUGCAGCCUGUGCUGGCCUACUUCCUCCUCCCGCUCACCUUCCGCUUGGAGCUCGUGCCCGGCGUCAUGGAGCUCACGUCGUGGAGGGUGUUCUUCCUGGCGUGCGCCGUGCCGUCGCUCGUGUCGGGGCUCAUGUUCAUCGCCCUGCCCGAGUCCCCCAAGUUCCUGAUGAGCAAGGGCCGCCACGAGGACGCGCUGCGCGCCUUCGAGCGGAUCUACGCCACCAACACGGGCUGCGACCCCGCCACCUACCCCAUCAAGUCGCUGGACAUCUGCGUGGCCCCCAUCCUGGACGGCAAGAAGCCCAACAGCCUGCAGCGCGCGGUCGCCCAGUUCUCGCCCCUCUUCCGCAAGCCGUUCCUGGCCAGGAUGCUGCUGCUCGUGGCCCUGCAGGUCAACAUAAUGAUCUGCAUCAACUCGCUGCGACUGUGGACGCCGCAGCUGUUCGCGAUGCUGGAGCAGUUCGAGGUCGGCAGCUGGCAGGGCAAGCCCGAGGCCUCCAACACCUGCCAGAUGAUCUCGGCCGUGCUCGACCGGCCCGUGGACUCGGCCUUCGGCGUCAACGGCACCGUCGCCGCCGAGGCCGCCGCCAGGACCGCGGUCGACCGGGCCGUCGGCCCCUGCGAGGUCGUCAGCGGCGACGUGUACCUGCGGUCCGUCCUGGUGGGCGCCGUGGGCACCACGUCCUUCGUCUUCACGGGGUGGGCCUCCAAGAGGUUCGGCAACCGGCCGCUGAUGCUGGGCAGCUUCCCGCUGGCCAUGGUGACGUCCGUGGGCAUGCUGUGGGCCGUGGACUCCGACAUGUUCACCGGGCUGUUGGCGGUGUUCACGCCCCUCACCGCCGUGGGGCUCACCUCGCUGUCCGCCAUCCUGGUGGACCUGUUCCCCACCUCCCUCAGGGGUGUGUCGGUGAGCGUGGCGCUCAUCUGCGGCCGCGCGGCCUCGCUCUCGGGGAACCUCAUCCUCCCCGUGCUGCUCAACAUUUCCUGCGAUGCCCUGUUCAUCUUCAUUACCGUCUGCCUCGCCGUUUGCUCCGUGCUCGUGUGGUUCGUCCCCAAGAAGAAGGACGUAGACCUGUAGGACAAUGAGGCUCUACGAGUCCGGUCCUACGACUUUUGUGAUCCCAACGAAUCUCGACUUUGUAAGAGAUCGCCCUAAACUAGUCACUACUUUGUUAAGGAAAAAUACUAUUCGCCAAUCCUUAUUGUUUCACUGUCAAUCGUGUCCCAUACGUUAAGUCGUUUAAUUGUGCUAUCACUUAGGAAUAAAAAUACUUCACGACGUCA